CCCGAACACUGGUUGUCCGAAACAAACAUACUGCUUCCGAAUACGGUACCAUCCCGCACCGACUUYGUAUUUCCUGCCGUUCGAUGAUCGCUCUAUUGCAUUCAAGAGCACGUACAGUAAUGUAUUGAAUCAUACUCAAACCCCAACAAAACKAGAAAGGAAACGAACGAUAGAACCACAAACGAGAGAAUCUCACCAUGUCUGGAAAGAACAAUUAUAGAACAGAUAAAACCCAGUGUCCCGAUGAGGACUAUGUUGACGAUAAUAUUCGUGAUAAUACCGUAGAUCCCUUUUUGGUCAUACCAAAUAUUGGUAGUAGCAACAGCAAUGAGUACGCUAACGGGAACAAGGGCGUCCAUGGAAUUCCGAUGGAUGAGCAACAGCAUUUAAAGCAGGAUCAUCAGUACAAUACCUCGAACAUUGAUUAUCGCAUCACUCAAGCAUGGGUUUCUUCCGCACCCGUACCGCUGCUUUCGUCGAUAGAAGAGACCAAAAUUGAUCGGAACAGUAUGAAUCGCGGGGUACGUGAAGUGGAAAGCUUUGAAGACGAAUUCUCAUACACCGCCGACGAAGCAUACCGACAAGGAAGGCAUAGCGAUACUAGUAAUCACAACAACAAGCAAAACCACCACAACUCGCCGAAUCCGUUCACAGAAAUGCGCAGGAGCAUAUUCUCGUCUGCCGCCAACAGUGUUCAACCCAAUGCUCAAAAGCACRGGGAAAUGGAAGCGAGACUGGGAAAYGAUCAUGCUCGMAGGGCAGACGAUGCUCYRAGAACAAGGGAGGACAGCAACAACCAAGUGGACGAUAACGAAGCUCUGUUGGCAACAUUGCCGAAAGAGGCGCUCGACAAUGAGCGCAGAAAAAGUUGUUCCAGCUCACCRAGCACCCCGCCAUCCAUGCCAGAAGAUUUGAUGGAUCUGAGCGUCAACGAGAACGAUGGCAUCGAAAAAAGGGAGAUGGUGGCUUUUCAUUCCUUUGUGAAUGACCAUACCAACGAAAAGGAUCAUCUCGUUCGAAAGACCACCAACACGAACAACGAGAAUAGCAAAUUCAUGUUGGAAUUYCCCCCUUUUCUGAACAUCACACAUGGUGAUGGCGGCGGUGAUAACGAUGGCGACGGCGAUGGCGAUGAAGGGUAUCCAAUCUGCAAUGGCGAUGGCAGUACUUCCCUAAAGGCUUUGGCAAACCCAGAGGACGAAGCCCUAGAGUCACCGUUCUUAUGGAUGAGCAGCGCGGAUCCGUCGACCGCAAGGAUACCGGCUGAGAUCGUUCUCGACGACGACGAGAGGGGCAAGGUGGACGAUGAGUUGCUGACGGGGGACGGGGACGAGAGCAAUCAAAACCAACCCAUGCACCCCUUGUUCCGUCCGCCUACGCUCUCCGCGUCGGGAAAAGUCCCRCGGCCAAAAGCCCUGAAGAACGCGGACCGGCAGCUCACGCCCCAAUCGUGGCAGACCCCACUCUCGUCGCUGAGGCCCAAGACCAUCCUCCGCAACAUGAGCGGCGGAUCGAGGCGGACCGAAAGCAACAACGCUCCGCUCACACCAAGGUCCGGGCGGACGACACCAAAAUCCGAAAAGUAUUACUAUUCGUACGAAACGGAUCCUUCGGCUCCGCCCACACCGGUUCCUCCCUUUGUUGUGGUCCACAGCACGGGGUCGGCGGUGGUGAAAGUCACGGCGAAGAGCACCACCACCGUGUCGGCCUCCAAGAAAUCCUGCGGAAAGAAUCGUUCCUCCAAGAGCAACAGCCCAGAACACCCUUCCGCUUCCAAGAGAAAGCCCGGAUGCUGCGGAGGUGCCCAGCGCAGUGCGAAGAACUGGUGCUGGAAUUGGGGUCGACCGGUGACGAUUGCCCUCGCUUCCGCUGCCGUUGUACUCGCGAUCGUAACAGUCGCCAGUAGCUUGGUUGCGAGUCAUCGAGAGCAGCAACAGCAGCAGCAGCAGCAGCCCAUUCUUGAGACUGUUCUCGAAGCGGACACCAAUCGUGAGCACAACGCGUUUCGUGGUCCAACGUCUGCUCCGACGGUCGUCCCCCAAAACGCCGAUUCGCCUUCUCCCACCGAUUCGAGAGCCACGGGAAACGCUACUAGCACGCUUUCCACAACAACGGACCCACCGGGAACUACGACCCAGAGCGAUCUGGUGUUGGACGCACUCGGGGAAGAGGAACGCAAUGCCACCGCCAAGCCGAUAUGGGAGGGAGUGGUGAAGCGGCCCUACGAAGAAACCUCCAAUCCAGCAAACCCCAAUCCAACAAUGCCCCCCCGAACCUUUUCCCCCUCGAGCUCGCAGAUGCCGACGCUGGCACCGAGCAUGCUCCCCGAGGGCUUUCCGGAACUCGUUCCGACGAACCCCCCGUUUCUCCUUCCCCGAACCACCCCCGAGCCGUCCCCGGGUGGCAGCGACGAGGACCAGGUUUCGGAACCACCCACCCACGGCAUCGCCGAGGUCCCGUGGAACAACUACCUGAUCGGGUUGCUCUCYGUCGAAUCGCCCUCUACCUUUUCCCAGCUGGCCGACGAGAAAAGCCCGCAGUUUCURGCCCUGCAGUGGGGAUCCAUCGACGCCUUCCGGAGAGGAGGGGCGAGCGCGUACACCAUGGACGGGAGCCUCCAGCGGUACGCCCUCGCCACGCUGUACUUUGCCCUCGGCGGAGGAAGCGGCGGCUGGUCCAGCAGCGAUUCGUGGCUGUCGAGUUCGGUGAACGAGUGCGACUGGUUCGGGGUGACCUGCGAUUCGUACGGGAGCGGGGCCGUUGUUCUGUCCCUGGACCUGAGCGCGAACGGCCUGUCGGGGACGCUCCCACCCGAGCUGAACCUCCUGGGGGACCUGCAGAUCCUGAGGCUGCAGGGGAACGCCAUCGGCGGGACGCUCCCCCCCGGGUAUUCCGACCUCGGGCACCUCGUGACGCUGAACCUUUCCGGGAACGAWAUAGGCGGGAGCAUCCCGUGGGAGUACGGUGGCUUUGGAAGCUUCGACUCGCUGGAAACCCUCGACCUGGGCCACAACCACCUGGAGGGGAGCCUCCCCCCCGAGCUCGGGGGCAUGUCGAGCCUCAGGGCCCUCACCGUYUGYUCCAACCGAUUGGAGGGGACCGUCCCUYCCGAGCUCGCGGCACCCGGACGAUUGGUGGCGCUCCGGCUGGGCGGGAACUCGCUGACCGGGGCGGUCCCCGAGUCCAUCUGCGACAAGGUGGAGGAGAGCACCGGUCCGCUGCUCCUGGUGUCGGUCGACUGCAGCGUGGACUGUGGGUGCUGCGAAAGCUGCUGCGGCAGCGGCGAUAGCGACGCGUGCUGCUGACGAACGAMCGAUCCGAGGCCACAAGAAAGCGGGGGGCCUGCUGCCAAUGCCCAUGGCAAUGCAAUUCCAAUGCAAUUCCAAUGCCAAUACACAUUUCACCAUCUUGGUCCCCGGGACGGAGGGGGCGUUGCUUGCGAGAGGAAAACACCCUUUUGCCUACUAGAAUCCACAAUACAUACCGUAGACACUCUUUGAUAUUCCAACAAACAAAACAAACACGUGCCAGCAGCGCAUUUGCUCUACGCGGAUAAUACAUCCGGAAAUUAGUGCAUGUACCAAACUUGCAACGGAGCUCUUCGCAGACCAGAAAGAAAGUGUCGAUGCGUGUGCACGAACCAGAAAUCGAUCUAGUUUUAGCUGCUAGUAGUAGUAGUAGUAGUAGUAGUAUUGGCGCUUCGUAUCAGUAGCAAUCGCACUACCACUACGGUGGAUGCUCUCAUCCAUCCUGCUUUUGUGAUGCGGUACGUACGUACGGUGCUUGAUCAAAUGAUUAGUGGCACGAACGGUGCUUCGUGUCUCCGUAACUACCACUAGUUGGUGGAGUGCUCCAUUCCCCCUUGCAACUACGAGUACGUGUAGGUACGAGUACCAGGUACUGCUAGUGCAUAGCUGGAUCAAAAUUCAAAAUCCAAGUAAAACAUAAAUUGGGUUCCUAUGUACGUAGGGUUAGUAUGGUACUUACCUAGUAUGUCGGGCAAAAUGACCAGCCGCCCGACAAAAACAGGAGCUCUCGUGAACAAAAAUACCUACGGUACGUAAAGGCMGGUACGGCCAGCGUGUGGCGAUGGCGGCAUCACCUGCCUGUGUUUUCUUUUUUUGUGCUGUAUGCUAGUAAAUGCUACAGCGUUGUAACGUAUUUAAGUUCCGAGUACAGGAAGCUCGAACCUGAAGUCACAAGUACAAGUACUCGUACGCUUCAAGGGAGUCGAAAUCGAGACAAAGCGUCAUUUUUGAACCCGCAGAAGAAUUGUAUUGUAAAGUACUCGUGCCGUGCGAUACCUUUGCGAUUGUUGCCCCUCCCAUAGACCGAACAGGCACUCUUCGCAACACAAUAACAAGCCCGAAUCGAAUCGAAUCGAAUCGAAUCGAAUCGAAAGCAAUUCGAAUCGAAUCUAGUCGAAUCGAAAGCAAUUCGAAGCACCUGCGCAAUACCACAAGAACGGGACAGCGCCACACCAUGAUUCGAAGACAGGGGGAGAGCAACGGMAACGGCAACGGCAACGGCAAACACCACGACGAGGAGGAGAUGGUCUCCUUUCUGGGAACCGGCGCCGCGAGCAAGAAUGGGCCCGCGAGGACAAGCACAGAGAGUGGGGGUUCCCGAACGAUCGGGAUCGUCCCGGUAGUGUCCGUCCUGUGCGGGAUCGUCUUUCUGGCAACCGGUCUCUCCUUUUCCGGCGCCCUGGAUUCGAAGCCGACCAGCAGCAACAGCAACAUCAGCAGCAGCAGCAACAACAAAAUCAGCAGCAACAACAACAACAACAACAUCUCGCACCCCCCCGUCCUUCUCGAGGACGGAACCAUCUCCUUCGAGUGCCCCGAGAGCUUCGAGAUCUUGGGGCCCGAGGCCGACGCCGAAUCGUACGCGGUGGUCUCGGAGCAGCUGACGAGGGACCGGAAGGAAUUCCUCGCGACCUUCCGGGAGACGACCUUUGACGAGUGGGACCAGACCUACACCUUUGUCAAGAAGGGCCUCUCCCCCUUUAAGAAAAAGUACUACCCGAAAUACCUAACGAACGGGGCCCACAUCUAYGAGUCGGCCAUGGGGAUCGGCCUCAACCUCUACAUGACGCUGGAGAUCCUUUCCGAGGCCGACCCGCCCGUCUCGGGGAUCACGGUCUACGGGAACGACUACGUGGCGGCCUCCGCGGCCCGGGCCAACGACCUGGUCCUGGCGGAGGGGGUCCUCCCGGAGGGGAACCGCAAGGGCGUCCUCUGCGCCGGGAACUCGCUGGACCUGGGCCACGUUCCCACCGGCGCCUUUGACCUGGUUUACACGGGGUACGUCUCGCCCCUCAUGGACCCGCUCGGGAUGUCGGACGGGACCGUCGGGAGCAUUGCGGACGACGACGCCUCCUACUGGGGCUGGUACGACGAGAUCUGCGAGUCCUUCCGCCGGAAAGCCGACGCUUCCACCAGGACCAGGAACCGCGACUGGAUGGGGGCCUACCUGUGGGAAAAGCUCGUGGUGCCGAAGCAGAGGGAGUGGUUUGGCAAGUGGGUCGGGGAGAUGGCCCGGAUCGCCAAACCCGGCGUCCCGGUCAUCGUCGAGUCGGUCUCGCAGAACUACUGCGACUACGACGUACGUGAAACGUCUUGCGCGCCGAGUUGUGGUGCACUGUGUCGCACUGUGGUGCACUGUGUCGCGUUGCGUUGCGUUUUCUUUGCCUUGUUCCCUCUCUCACACGGCGUGGUGUCUUGGUUGUUUUUUCCCUUUCGUUUGCCCGGCUCGGCUUGCGGUGUGCUGCGUUCGUGUUGCUGUCGUGGUUUCGCUCGAACGACAGAACGACUGGGGCGGUGUGGCCAAGUCGUUUUGGAAAGAGGCCGCUACGGAAAACACGUACGGCUGGAACGUCGAUCCGGAUUCGAUCGAAAUGAUGGACGACACCGUCAACGAAGAGCGGUACCACGUCUUUAUGAUCAAAAAGAAGCAGUGAGGGAAGGGACGAAACGGCGGACAAAAAGGGAGGAACAAACGGACGAACGAACGAACGAACAAUCAAAGGAAGGAAGGAAGGAAUGCAUCAAAGAAACAAAAGACGGCUUG
Molecule: messenger RNA, 6072 nt
Organism: Pseudo-nitzschia multistriata
Lineage: Eukaryota; Bacillariophyta; Bacillariophyceae; Bacillariales; Bacillariaceae
Source: the annotation of a GenBank genome assembly